Messenger RNA from Talaromyces rugulosus, 750 nucleotides. RefSeq lists its product as uncharacterized. Bases 1 to 750 code for a protein of 249 amino acids. The transcript has a single exon. The record is from RefSeq and is a predicted model, not a curated record. NCBI's taxonomy places the organism in Eukaryota, Fungi, Ascomycota, Eurotiomycetes, Eurotiales, Trichocomaceae.
AUGACCUGCCCGAUCCGGGAAAGACCAGGGCUAGAUGCCAAGGAAGUGACAUCGCCGAAUUCAUUACAUGAGCUGUCUUCGAAGGAAAAUACGAAUUGUGUAGAACAAAUUAGAAUGUACGGUCGCCUGUUUCGCAAGAUCACUCUUCUUUCGCGGGUUCGAUAUUUCUGUUAUUUUGACGAGGAUCCAUGCUUAACUGUCCCGGAACCGAUGGCUUUUAAUAUUGAGCAGGAGUGCAAUCAAGAUGCGGGAAACAAGAUGUCUAAUAUCCAGGCCAUGGAUGUCGAAGGCAUAUUCACCCGUGAUGUCGACACCCGAGGCGAUACGUGGAGCUGGUGUUUCAAGGAAAGAAAGACAGCAUCGCCAUCCUCCAGUCAAUCGGGAGAUGCAGUGCACUCGGCUCCUAGUAUUGCCCAUAGUUCCCAGUCCUCUAAGUUGCAUCGACAAAGGAAACGCACACCGUACUCUACCGAAGAAGAAAAACUCCUUAUUGAUCUGAAAAGGAAACAGAAUCUCCCAUGGCGCGAAAUCGCAAAGCAUUUUCCAGGAAGAAAGACAAGUACACUGCAAGUUCAUUAUUCCACGAAACUGAAGGAUCGGGAGGUAGGAACCUCUAAGGCGAAUCACGACCACGGAGAUGAAUUCUGCACUGUGAACCCGUCCCUUCAAUCCACCGAAGAUAACACUCCCCGUCAGCGGUAUGGGUUGCGUUCGAAUAGACGCUCACAAGGUCGCUUUGCUUCAGAGUAG